AUUACUCAAUGCCGUAAACUAAAAUUAAAAAUUAAAUUUAUAGGUUGACUUGAAGUGUCAAGUUUGACAGUUCUUUCAGUCCAUUUCGCUCCCAGUGGCAUUACACGCGUUUAGUCGUAACUCAAAUAAACGCAACGAUGUCGGGAGGUUUAGACAUAUUGGCCCUCAAUGAGGAGGAUGUCACCAAGAUGUUGGCUGCCACGACCCACCUUGGGUCUGAAAAUGUCAACUUCCAGAUGGAGACCUACGUGUACAAGCGCCGCGCAGACGGCACCCACGUGAUCAACCUCCGCCGUACGUGGGAGAAGCUGGUGCUUGCUGCCCGCGCCGUGGUCGCUAUUGAGAACCCAGCUGACGUGUUCGUCAUUUCGUCUCGUCCAUUCGGACAGCGUGCCGUCCUCAAAUUCGCGGCUCACACCGGCGCCACACCUAUUGCUGGACGCUUCACCCCUGGUGCUUUCACUAACCAGAUCCAAGCUGCGUUCCGUGAGCCCCGUCUUCUGAUCGUGCUGGACCCCGCCCAGGACCACCAGCCCAUCACUGAGGCAUCCUACGUCAACAUUCCUGUGAUUGCUUUCUGCAACACUGACUCGCCCCUCAGAUUUGUUGACAUCGCCAUCCCAUGCAACACCAAGUCGUCCCACUCCAUCGGUCUGAUGUGGUGGCUGCUGGCCCGCGAGGUUCUGCGCCUGCGCGGAGUCCUGGCGCGCGACCAGCGCUGGGACGUGGUCGUGGACCUGUUCUUCUACCGCGACCCUGAGGAGAGCGAGAAGGAGGAACAGCAGGCUAAGGAACAGGCCGUCGUGGCUGCCAAGCCCGAGGUGCCCGCGCCGGUGCACGAAGACUGGAACGAGACGGUGGAGCAGGUGACCUCGUGGGCUGAGGAAGGCGCGCCCGCCGCCGCCGCCGCCGCGCCUGCCUUCGGCGCGCAGCCCGCUCAAGAAGACUGGGCUACUCAGGUACAAGACGAGUGGGGAACCGCGGCCGCGCCCGCGCCCGCCGCCGCUCCCGCUGCGCCCACGCCAUCGUGGGGAGGCUCCGCCCAAGACUGGACCCAGUCGUAAACAUCGCGUUUACAGUUAAUAUACUUUAAAACCUA
Molecule: messenger RNA, 1099 nt
Organism: Ostrinia furnacalis (Asian corn borer)
Lineage: Eukaryota; Metazoa; Arthropoda; Insecta; Lepidoptera; Crambidae
Gene: sta
Product: stubarista 40S ribosomal protein SA
Exons: 7
Coding region: 138-1064 (308 amino acids)
Biological process (GO): translation
Cellular component (GO): small ribosomal subunit; ribosome
Molecular function (GO): structural constituent of ribosome
Source: RefSeq, a predicted model, not a curated record